Messenger RNA from Cygnus atratus (black swan), 831 nucleotides. It is a transcript of the gene PTRH2, whose product is annotated as peptidyl-tRNA hydrolase 2. The record is from RefSeq and is a predicted model, not a curated record. Gene Ontology annotation, molecular function: peptidyl-tRNA hydrolase activity. The coding region runs from base 183 to 704 and encodes 173 amino acids. Lineage: Eukaryota; Metazoa; Chordata; Aves; Anseriformes; Anatidae. Gene Ontology annotation, biological process: negative regulation of anoikis; positive regulation of anoikis. Gene Ontology annotation, cellular component: mitochondrion; cytosol. The transcript has 2 exons.
UCGGGCGCUCUCCGCGGCCGGCGGAGCCCCGCCCCUCGGCGUGCUGGCGUCACUUCCUGGCGACGGCGGCGGCGAGGCCUGGUGGCAGCGUGGAGGCGGCGGCGGCGGCGCCCCCCCGGAGCCGCAGCACGGCCGAGCAGCCCCCGGCCGCCCCCCCGCAGCCGCCGCCCCCCGGUGCCGCCAUGGAGCAGCUGGGCAAGGCGGGGCUGCUCGGGCUGGUGGCGGGCGUGGCGUGCGGCCUCUGCCUCGGCUGGGGCCUCCGCGGGCGGCUCCUGCGGCGACCCCGGGCCCGGCCGGCGGCGGAGCCCCUGGGCGGAGCGGGGGCCGAGGCGGCGGUGCCCGGGGAGGACGGGGAGUUCAAGCUGGUGCUGGUGGUGCGGAACGACCUCAAGAUGGGCAAGGGGAAGGUGGCGGCGCAGUGCUGCCACGCCGCCGUGUCGGCCUACAAGCAGGCGCAGAGGAGGACGCCCGAGGUGCUGAAGCAGUGGGAGUACUGCGGGCAGCCCAAGGUGGUCCUCAGGGCCCCCGACGAAGAGACGCUGAUCCAGCUGCUGGCCGAGGCCAGGCGCCUGGGCCUCACCGUCAGCCUGGUGCGGGAUGCCGGCCGCACGCAGAUCGCCCCCGGCUCCCAGACGGUGCUCGGCAUCGGGCCGGGCCCAGCCGAUGUGGUGGAUCAAGUGUCCGGGCGCCUAAAGCUCUUCUGAGCCGGGGCCCAAAUAAGCGGGCAGCGCAUUGGUAUGCGUCAGUGCUGAGGGGUAAAAAUCCAGAAGUUGGGAUUAUUCCAUAUGCUCUCAGUAAAAAUAAAUAUCUUUCUUUUUUUUUUGUAAAAAA